AUGGAAAAUUAAUCUUGCUUAUAUUAAAUGUCAAUAUUAAAUAGGAUUCACUAAAUUUUGUUGCGAGAUAUAUACUAUAUACUAUAGACGCGAGGUGUUAUUUAAAGACUUAUUCAGAUGAAUUUAUGGUUAUAUAACACUCCUUAAAUAUAUCGAAACAAUAAUAUGCAAACACAAUACAGUACCGGAUACGACGACUCUGACAAUUAACUUGCUAACGAAAUGCGGACAACAUAUUUUUGGCGAAGUAUCACCAAAACAAUGAACAAAAAAUCAUGUUUCUUCAUCAACUUGAUCGUAGUAUCAAUGUUGAUAUCAAUCUGCCUCUACUUUUUCGCCUUUUAUGGCGAUUUCGAAAUUCAGAAUAUAUUUCUCAAAACAUUUAUAGUUCGCGAAGAGGACGAACUUACGAACAAAUUCAUCAAGGCGGAGGAAUAUAGGGAAAGAGGCACAAAAACUAUUCUUCUGUGGAACACGAUGUUUGGUAGAAAAGACUUUUAUUUCGGAGAAGGCGAUAUUUUUCGCAAUUGUCCCAUCAAUAAAUGCCAAAUCUUUCACAAACGAGAUUAUUUGAAUAUCGGAGAUUAUGACGCCAUUCUUUUUCACGGAAACGAACUAAACGAAUAUGAAAUGCCAUUGAAGAGAGAGAUGAAACAAUUUUACGUAUACGUUAACUUGGAAAGCCCAGCUAAUAGAGCGAUACCUUACAAGUACAACGAGGGUUACUUCAAUCUCACGAUGACAUAUCGUCUCGACAGUGACAUACCAUGGACUUAUAAUUUAAUAGAAGAUGUAAAAAGUGGCAAGUUCGUCGCACCUUCAAGAGACGUUGAUUGGAGCGCUUCUCGAAAUUAUACAAGUGUAGAGAAAGCGGUAGACGAGACGCCGUCCGCGAUAUUGGACAUCGUCAGGGGCAAAAGCAAGUUGGUAACUUGGUUUGUAAGCAAUUGCUACGCCAAAAGUGGCCGAAUGGAGUACGUGCAGGAGCUGUCGAAGCACAUAGGCGUCGACGUCUAUGGCAAAUGCGGUACAUCUAGUUGUGACAGAGGCAGCAACUGUUUUAGCGACGUAAUCGAGCCCAACUACUUUUUCUACCUGUCCUUCGAGAAUUCUUUCUGCGACGAUUACGUGACGGAGAAGCUGAUGAACCCGCUCAGGUAUAAUGUCGUCCCGGUAGUUUACGGAGGAGCCAACUACAGUCAGUUCGCACCACCGAAUUCCUACGUGAAUGCCUUGGACUUCGAGAGUCCGAAGGAGCUCGCCGCGUACUUGAAAUAUCUCUCUCAAGAUCUGCGGCGAUAUCAAAGCUUCCUAGAAUGGAAGAAAUAUUAUCGAGUCAACGAUUCAACGAAACGAGCCGUUUGUACUCUUUGCGAGGUGUUGCAUAAGCAGAAAGAGUCGAAAAUUUAUUCGGCCUUAUCGGAUUGGUACACGAAAGAUGAAUGUCCCAUUCAAACGUAUUUAAAUGAGGCUAAUAAAUACGCGACGAAAAUUACAUUAAUGAAUCAUAAGUACAAUUAAGUCGUACAAAUGGUACACAGAAAUUAAUAUUGCAUACGUAUGAAACGUUAUACAACAGGACUGAUUAAACCGUAAACUGAUGACUAUCAUUAAACAUUUAUAUGAUUCAUUUAUCUAUUUAUGAAAAAAUGAUGCUCUUCUACUACUAAAAGUGACUACUUUUCAACUAUUUCAACUUAAACUUUUACAUUAUUAAGUAAAAUCGAAUCUUGACACAUAAAAGUAUAUU
This is a messenger RNA of Camponotus floridanus (Florida carpenter ant), 1750 nucleotides long. It is a transcript of the gene FucTC, whose product is annotated as alpha-(1,3)-fucosyltransferase C. Gene Ontology annotation, molecular function: alpha-(1->3)-fucosyltransferase activity. The record is from RefSeq and is a predicted model, not a curated record. Gene Ontology annotation, cellular component: membrane. The coding region runs from base 223 to 1521 and encodes 432 amino acids. NCBI's taxonomy places the organism in Eukaryota, Metazoa, Arthropoda, Insecta, Hymenoptera, Formicidae. The transcript has 3 exons.